GUCUCACAGCUGUCUUUCUACCGUAAAAAGUUGUGAGAUCCAUGUAAUACCAAGUCGGUUAAUAAUAUUUAGUCUCAACUUAAAGGACCUUCUGCCAUAAGUUUUACAUAAGUUAUUAUCAUGCCAAUAUUAAACAUAUUUAACGUUUUAAACAAAUAGAUCGACUUGGACAUCGGACUUGGACUUUACUUUUUUUAUAGAAUGUUUUUGAUGGCAUACGUUUUACAUCACACCGUCCUUGUUUCGUUAUCAUCCUCAGAUAACAUAAUCAUUAGCAAUUACUUCAGUUCAAUCAGUUUGCCUUUCUUGUUAGUUCAUGGAACUGAAUAACAUUAUCAAAAAGAACAACAACGAGGUACGUGAACAUUAUUGGAAAUCGUUGUGUUGUGAUAGGUGGUGCUUCGGUGUGAUUUCAUUUUAAUAACAUUUUUAAAAUACAACUUUGGCGUUAAAAAGUAUUUCUGUAACGAACAACAUAAUACUGUAAAUUUAACAGAAAAAAGGGAUAAUACGCUUGAUUCCUUUUCAAAGGAUUUUCUGCACUGAAGAGGCUUAUGUUUAAUAAAUAAAUAAAUAAAUCACAUCAUGGUCCAUUCAUCAGAGGCAUCUGGAAAUCUGAAAAAUGGUGUGAUAGAUUUCACUGCUGGUUCUUUAGGUGGGAUUGCAGUUGUUUAUGUUGGACAACCAUUAGACACUGUGAAAGUAAAGAUGCAAACAUUCCCUCAUCUUUACAAAGGCAUGUUGGACUGCCUUAAACAAACCCUGCGAAAUGACGGUAUUGUCCGUGGUUUGUAUGCAGGCACAACCCCUGCAAUAAUGGCUAAUGUUGCCGAGAACUCAGUGCUGUUUGCUGCUUAUGGAUACUGUCAAAAAAUUGUUUGUCGUGUAACAGAGACAGAGAGUGUAGAUCAACUAUCAACACUGGGUAAUGCAUCAGCUGGUUUUUUGGCAGCAUUCUUUUCUUCCUUCACUCUCUGCCCCACAGAAUUAAUAAAGUGUCAACUGCAAGCCAUGCGAGAAGUUAAUGUCCAAGGGCCACAAACUGCUGUCAAAGUGACGCCUUUCCAACUGACGCAACAAAUAUUUAGACAGUACGGCAUACAAGGGUUAUUUCGCGGCCUGGUUCCCACAAUUAUGAGAGAAAUGCCAGGAUAUUUUUUUUUCUUUGGAGGAUAUGAAGGUACCCGAGAAUUACUUACAAAACCAGGCCAGUCUAAAGACGACAUCGGCUUCAUACGUACAAUGAUAGCAGGAGCGGUCGGGGGGCUUGUUCUUUGGACUGUCAUAUUCCCGACAGACGUCAUCAAAUCUCGCGUUCAAAUAUCCAACAGGAAACAAAAGUUCCUUAAUGUUGGCUACGAAAUUAUUAAGAAAGAAGGUGUCCUGGCGUUGUAUAACGGACUCAAACCAACAUUAGUGAGGACCAUUCCGGCUACUGCGGCGCUAUUCGUCGUGUAUGAAUAUUCUAAGAAAUGGAUGCAUCAAUCUUUCGGCGACUGAUUUAAAAUAUUAGGGACUCGAUACACAAGAAAGAGACCAUGAAUAAAGACUGCAGGGAAAUGUUGUAGAAAUAAGAGGGUCAAUUUUCUCUGUAGGCGAUUAUUGUAGUGUGAUAACUAAAACUAAAAUUUUAGAUUUGACAUCGGAUACAAUUACAUUUUAUACGUAUGUACUUCUUAAGGUCCUUUUGGUAACUAGACGAAUAUUUUUUUACGCAAAGCUUUUCAGUAGAAAGAGGCUUUUCCAUUUCUUCUGUAUUAAAGUCCCUAAAACAAUUUCUGUAAAGUUGUGAUAGUAAAUUCCAGACCAAAAUUAACUUUAAGUAACUGUAGUUAUUAGAUAUUGACUAAUAUAUAUCGUUAC
Amyelois transitella is the source of this 1863-nucleotide messenger RNA. RefSeq names its product mitochondrial ornithine transporter 1. NCBI's taxonomy places the organism in Eukaryota, Metazoa, Arthropoda, Insecta, Lepidoptera, Pyralidae. Bases 586 to 1500 code for a protein of 304 amino acids. Gene Ontology annotation, biological process: mitochondrial L-ornithine transmembrane transport. Gene Ontology annotation, molecular function: L-ornithine transmembrane transporter activity. The record is from RefSeq and is a predicted model, not a curated record. The transcript is spliced from 7 exons.